AUGUCGUCCCAUUUAAAUUGGAUGAUCAUCCGAAACAACAAUGCGUUCCUUGUAAAGAAACGUAAUAUCAAGAAGCCCUUCAGCAAGGAGCCUAACAAUGUGACUAACCUCAACUCAUUCAAAUACAAUGGCUUGAUCCACAAAAAAGCCGUCGGUGUUGUUGAAAAUCCCGACAGGAAAGGCUUCUCUGUGGUGUACAAAAAGGCCAAGGCUACCAAUAAGCCAGCGAAGAACCUUAUCAGCCGCCCAUUUAAAGCUGGCGCCAGAAGAUCACUCCACAAAGUGAAGCGACUACUCAGAGCCAACAACUACCGCACUGACUUGGCCAAGGCAACCCUUCGUCGUGCUUCUGCCAUCCUUCGUUCGCAAAGGCCCGUUAAGGCAAAGAAACCUAAAGCGGCUGCCGCUAAGUCGGAAUAA
This is a messenger RNA of Danaus chrysippus (African queen), 420 nucleotides long. Lineage: Eukaryota; Metazoa; Arthropoda; Insecta; Lepidoptera; Nymphalidae. The record is from the annotation of a GenBank genome assembly.